AUGUUUUGCAGCGCAGCUAGGUGUGUGCGCGGUGAUGUCGCUAUGGAGAUGGUGGUGCCGUUGGCGGUGGUGUUGCUAGCCGUGAGCGCGGCGCCGAACGCGACGCGACGCCGCCCUGACGAGCUGCCCGACGAGCCGGUGUUGCCAGACGAUGAUGAUGAGAUCAACCACAGGCUUGACUACUAUGAUGAAGAGAGGUUUAAUAUAUCAGGUCAGUUUGUACACCUUACAAGUGCAUUUUAG
Molecule: messenger RNA, 243 nt
Organism: Arctia plantaginis
Lineage: Eukaryota; Metazoa; Arthropoda; Insecta; Lepidoptera; Erebidae
Source: the annotation of a GenBank genome assembly